Molecule: messenger RNA, 968 nt
Organism: Myotis lucifugus (little brown bat)
Lineage: Eukaryota; Metazoa; Chordata; Mammalia; Chiroptera; Vespertilionidae
Product: olfactory receptor 51E2
Exons: 1
Coding region: 4-957 (317 amino acids)
Biological process (GO): G protein-coupled receptor signaling pathway
Cellular component (GO): membrane
Molecular function (GO): olfactory receptor activity; G protein-coupled receptor activity
Source: RefSeq, a predicted model, not a curated record
GCUAUGAGUUCCUGCAACUUCACACAUGCCACCUUCGUGCUUAUUGGUUUCCCCGGACUAGAAGAAGUCCAUUUCUGGAUCGGCUUCCCUCUGCUUUCAAUGUAUGCUGUGGCGGUGUUUGGAAACUGCAUCGUGGUCUUUAUCGUAAAGACGGAGCGCAGCCUGCAUGCUCCCAUGUACCUCUUUCUCUGCAUGCUGGCAGCCAUCGACCUGGCCCUGUCCACAUCCACCAUGCCCAAGAUCCUCGCCCUCUUCUGGUUUGAUUCCAGGGAGAUUGCCUUCGAUGCCUGCAUUGCCCAGAUGUUCUUUAUUCACGCUCUCUCGGCCAUUGAGUCCACCAUCCUUCUGGCCAUGGCCUUUGACCGUUAUAUAGCCAUCUGCCACCCAUUGCGCCAUGCUGCAGUGCUCAACAACACAGUAACAGCCCAAAUUUGUGUGGUGGCCGUGGUCCGUGGAUCCCUCUUCUUUAUCCCACUGCCUCUGCUCAUCAAACGGCUGGCCUUCUGCCAGUCCAAUGUGCUCUCGCACUCCUAUUGUGUACACCAGGAUGUGAUGAAGUUGUCACAAACAGACACAUUGCCCAAUAUGGUCUAUGGUCUUACUGCCAUUCUCCUGAUUAUGGGCGUGGACGUCUUGUUCAUCUCCUUGUCCUAUUUUCUGAUUAUACGAACAGUUCUACGACUGCCUUCCAAGUCAGAGCGGGCCAAGGCCUUUGGAAACUGUGUGUCACACAUCAGUGUGGUAUUGGCCUUCUAUGUGCCUCUCAUUGGCCUCUCAGUGGUACAUCGCUUUGGAAACAGCCUUCAUCCCAUUGUGCACGUUCUCAUGGGUGAUAUCUACCUACUCCUGCCUCCUGUGAUCAAUCCCAUUAUCUAUGCUGCCAAAACCAAACAGAUCAGAACUCGAGUCCUAGCUAUGUUCAAGAUCAGCUGUGACAAGGACCCUCGGACUGUGUGAAGCAGGUGACC